CUUCGCAUCUCUCCAUUCCUCAUGACGGGAUGACAACCCUUACGCCUGCCGGUCCACCAACAGAGUAUGGUGCGCUCCGCGCUGGCGCGCACUACGCGACCCUUGUUCUCGCCUCAAUGCUGGGCACGCUCAUCCGCCUGGGCUUCAAUGCGAUCGGUGAUUACAAUGGGAGCGUGAUCUUCCCACUCGCAUGGGCACAGGGAGUCGGCUGUGGGGUUAUGGGGCUUGGCACCGCACGCAAGCCCGAAGUCGCAUGGAUAUAUCCACCGCUUACGACCUUCGUGACGACCGGCAUCGCGGGCUCUACCACAACGUUCUCGUCUUGGAUGCUCGAGGGGUUUGAGGCGUUUGCGGAUACGCCUGCGGGCGGGUUCAGCAAGACUGUGAAUGGCGUUGCGUACUCGCUUGCAACCUUCGGUAUUUCGUACGCCGGAGUAGUGCUUGGUCACCAAGUCUCCUCCUUCCUCCCAUCGUUACCGCGCCCCCGGCUUCUCGGCAAGCCGUGCCGCCUUUCGCCAACGCCCGUGGUCGACGGCCUGAUGUUGCUCCUCGCUGCAGCCUCGUAUGCCGCAGCGCUGGCAAUGUACUUCGCUGCGCCGACGUACUGGCGGCGUCACGCGGUCUUUGCGCUUCUCUUGUCCCCACCCGGCGCCAUGCUGCGAUAUGGACUGUCGAGACUGAACUCGGGGAAGCGCGUCGAUGGGCGCUUCCCGCUGGGCACGUUCAUCGCGAACGCGGCUGCAACUCUCCUCAUUGGCGGAGCGUAUGCUGGCAUGCGCCGCCCCGCCGGCGUGGUGGCGUGCGACGCGCUGCACGCGCUACAGGAUGGGUUCUGCGGGUGUCUCUCCACCGUCAGCACCUUCGUUGUUGAGGCACGCACACUCCGUCGGGGGUGGGCGUGGGGGUACGUUCUCAGCAGCGUUGUGCUUGGACAUCUCUUGAUUCUCGCGACGGUUGGUGGAGUGCGCUGGACUGAGGGGCCCAUCGGCGUGUGUACCGGAAGCGACGCAGUGUAG
This is a messenger RNA of Cutaneotrichosporon oleaginosum, 1016 nucleotides long. RefSeq lists its product as uncharacterized. Gene Ontology annotation, cellular component: plasma membrane. Gene Ontology annotation, biological process: fluoride transmembrane transport. Lineage: Eukaryota; Fungi; Basidiomycota; Tremellomycetes; Trichosporonales; Trichosporonaceae. Gene Ontology annotation, molecular function: fluoride transmembrane transporter activity. The record is from RefSeq and is a predicted model, not a curated record.